Messenger RNA from Fusarium pseudograminearum CS3096, 1140 nucleotides. RefSeq lists its product as uncharacterized. NCBI's taxonomy places the organism in Eukaryota, Fungi, Ascomycota, Sordariomycetes, Hypocreales, Nectriaceae. The coding region runs from base 1 to 1140 and encodes 379 amino acids. The record is from RefSeq and is a predicted model, not a curated record. The transcript has 2 exons.
AUGGUCUACGACACUGAUAUCGUAGCAACCUUUACUGGUCUUGGCAGGGACCGAAACAGAUGCAUCGCCACCGGCCACCAAUCUGCCUUCGUCAUCUACAGCAUGCCGCUACCUAGCCGACUACUGUACCUAUCAUGGUAUCGAUGGUGGCUACAAUGGCAGCGACAUUGGGAUACCAAUCCCAGACAUUUUGGAUCACCAAAAGGAGAGCACAAGCGCCUAGCAACCUCUGAUUUCGAAAUACCCGACCCUCUCCAACUCGACAAGCUUCUGACUCUCAGCUGCGACUCCAGAGCAGUCAAUGCUCUCCUCACCAGCGUAUUCUUCGAACCGGAUGUGGAGAGCAACAUAUGCGGCAUGUGGUUACGUGGCUCGUUCGCAUUUCUCAACACCAUCAAAGACCCCAAUCUUCUACUGCGUAUCAUGAUAAAACGCGAUCCAGAGCUUGGAUUCCUGUGGGUCGGCGCUUUCAUAACAGGGUGCCAUGACAAGGCACUUCGUGAGGGCCGCGGUGGUUGGUGGAUACUGAAUCUUGCAGCAGCUGUUUGGACAGGGACACUGAUGUCUUUCAUUCAAGAGCCAGUGCUUUGUCCCGCCCCAGGAACAAUGUCAAUUCCGCGGGCUGACGAGUGUCGUUUGUCCUUUCUUUGUCAUGGUAUUGAGUAUACCAUACCACCUUUGUUUCCCUUUGCGCCAUUCGGAUCCACGGCUUUACUCGACACAAAUCUAGAUGUCCGGGAGCAUUGGUCAUGCGGAAAAGAUCAUGCUGUCCGCUAUACCGGUAUGACCUGGCGCUGCAAUGACGGCACGGAGAUCAAACAAGAGCCCGAGGCUCCGAUGGUUGUGAUGAGACCCAAGACCGGACAAUACCUCAAUAUCAACACAAAAGUUGAGGUCGAUUACGAAGACUACGAUUCAGAUGACGGUACCUCAGAAUCAGUGACUAGACAUAUUUUUACUUGGCUUCGUGAACAAGAUGGGUUCCCUAUUGCUGAGAGGGCGAUCCGUGAACACGAGUGGAUUGAUAACUUUUAUUCUGAUGGCGACGAACCCAUUGAGGGGGACGCACGUUCUACGGUCGGGGGACAUAUUCAUGGGUGGCUGUUGAAAACAUCAACUCAAAGAUCAAAUUCUAUUUGA